UGGCAAAAAAACAUCUGGCGAUUGAUUACCUGCGAUUUCUUAACAUCAGGUUUAUAUAAAUAGGAGUACCGCAGGGAUCAAACGUCAGCUUGCAAGAUCGCAGACAUGAGAGCAGCACUUUCAAUCCUCCUCUUGGUCGCCGUCUGUCUCGUCCUUGUCGAUUCGGCUUACGGACGUCGACGACCCCCUGCUGAAGAAGAGAGCAAAGAGAAAUGCGAAAGGGCCUUCCCUCGGCGGGAGAAUCGACUACGCUGUAAGUACAUCUGCAAAGGAUGGCCUUUCCGCCGGGCUAAUGAAGACGACGGUACAGUUUGCAAUAAACGGAAAGGCGCCGAAGGCCGCUGCGUAAACGGAAGAUGCGUCACCGAUGAGAAAAAAUGGAGAACAGAGCAGCCUGGAACAGAGUCAGCCUGGACUACGCCAGGGGCAAGAUGGGAGACUUCGGAGCCAAGCGUGCCUUCGACCGGUGUUUAGGGCCUGAAACAUCGAAUUUCCCCUGUCGGAUUCCAGCCAUAGACGCGCGCCUGGAAUGACGACUGCGCAAAGCGAAACAAACAUGGAUGAACGCGCUUUGGAAAUAAAAUACUUUCAAUGAUAUUCCUAACAGCCAAUUAUCUAAAACCUAAAGGCAGCCAAUUCAGAAUUUUGUGGAAUAAAACAUUUUAUGCUAUAUAA
Ixodes scapularis (black-legged tick) is the source of this 675-nucleotide messenger RNA. RefSeq lists its product as uncharacterized. Lineage: Eukaryota; Metazoa; Arthropoda; Arachnida; Ixodida; Ixodidae. The transcript is spliced from 4 exons. The record is from RefSeq and is a predicted model, not a curated record. The coding region runs from base 106 to 474 and encodes 122 amino acids.